GGUUCGACGGUCCGAGCUAUACCGCCAAGUACCAAUACCACACGUGUGAACCAUCAUUAUAAUAAUAAUAAUAAUAUAAUAAAAUCGUUAUUGGCUAAUACGCAGUGGCCAGUGCACGGUCCACGUAAACAAAUAGUACGACAAUGACGCGUAACCCGUCCGGACAGCGUUUUCUGACGUGCGCCGCCGCAGCUGCACUGCUGCUGAUCGCGUCGUGGCCGUCCAUGACCACGACAGCCGGCCGAUACGUGUCCAACUUGAACGUAAACUGUAUGAGGUGCUUGUGUUACGCUUCCACCCUUUGCAAUGCGACGGUCGGGUGCUCGCGCGGUUACUGCGGUCCUUACUACUUGUACCGCGAUUACUGGAAAGAAGCGGGCCAGUUGGUAUUGCCCGACGACGACCCAGACCGGGACCAGGCGUUCGUUGAUUGCGCUUCGAACAUGGAAUGCGCACAAAAGGUCGUCGAGAACUACAUGGUCAAAUGGGGAAAGGACUGCAACAAAGACGGCGUGACGGAUUGUGAUGAUUACGCGAGGAUUCACUUCAACGGUCGUGAAGACUGUUCGGCCAUUGAAAACACCAAUUUCGGGAGGCGGUACGAAACGUGCCGGCCGGUCAACAACAGAGGAAAGUUUAACUGAUGUUGUAUACCUAUCGAGAGACCAAACUACGUGAACUCAUUAAUACUUACUAUUACAACGUUAUUAUUUAUAUUAAAAUUAAAAUGUACUGUAUAAUAUAUUGUUGCUAUGAAAAAAAAAAAAAAUAUAUAUGAAGUCGGAUGUUAUUCGUUACAUUAUGAUGAUAAUAAUUUUAUAUGAGCUAACCGUCGGUCAUUUUAAUUUCCGGUUACGGAAAAAAAUACGAUGGAUUUUAUUAAAAAUCAAUCACUUUAUUAUAUUAUUAUAUUAAUAUUAUGUAUGUACAUGAUAAAAUAUUUAUAGUAUAAUAUAAGUCAUCGGUUACCACCGGUUAAAUACCCGUUAAAUUGUAGUAAACACAGUGCGCUCUACGUGGUCAUAACUAUAAUAUACCUAUCCGCAUAAUAAUAUAAAUCGCGUGUAUACGAUCGUUACGGUUUGUUGUUUUUAAAACGUAAAAAUCGCCAGAAUUUGAAUUUACCGAGUAUCCUCUGUAGACCGUUUUUCGAUUGAUUGUCGUGUCUCAUCCGGUCGGCCGUUGAUUCCAGUUUGCUGCACCGUGCAAAAAUAAAAUACACGCAUGAGAAACACGCGAAUAAUUAUGCUAGAUUCAUACAUAGUAUUUUUUUUUUUUAUUAUCAUUAUUAAAUUAUAAAAUACUGGUACGAAAAAUUGUCUUAUGAAUAUAAAAAAAAAAAUAAAAUUUUAAACGACUGACUACUA
Molecule: messenger RNA, 1367 nt
Organism: Aphis gossypii (cotton aphid)
Lineage: Eukaryota; Metazoa; Arthropoda; Insecta; Hemiptera; Aphididae
Exons: 4
Coding region: 144-644 (166 amino acids)
Molecular function (GO): lysozyme activity
Source: RefSeq, a predicted model, not a curated record